Messenger RNA from Penaeus monodon (black tiger shrimp), 947 nucleotides. It is a transcript of the gene Mip, whose product is annotated as prothoracicostatic peptides-like. Lineage: Eukaryota; Metazoa; Arthropoda; Malacostraca; Decapoda; Penaeidae. The record is from RefSeq and is a predicted model, not a curated record.
UUGUGUGCAGGUGACCACGAUGGAGAAUACAGGACGACGCUCCCUCUCUCUCCUGCGCGCCCUGGUGGUGGUCCUCGCCGCUCAGCUGGCCACUGCGCAAGACCCCGCCUCCGCUCUGGCGCCCUCCGAGGUCAAGCGCGCCGACUGGUCCUCUAUGCGAGGGGCCUGGGGCAAACGGGGCGACCUAAACGAAGUGGAACUGGAGGACGCCGAUGAGAAACGCGCAGCCUGGGACAAAUUCCAAGGUUCUUGGGGCAAGAGGGGAGACGAGCUCGCUGAGGCCGACCUGCAGGAUGCAGGAGCCAAACGUGCUGACUGGAACAAAUUCCAAGGGUCUUGGGGAAAGCGCGGGGGAGAAGGACUGGAUCUCGAACUACAGGGUGCUGGGAAUAAGCGGGCUGACUGGAACAAAUUUCAAGGAUCUUGGGGCAAACGGGAAGAUGAUCUUUCCGAAACUGAGCUGGCGGAAGAAAAACGGGCCGACUGGAACAGAUUCCAGGGAUCUUGGGGCAAACGGGGAGGAUGGAGCCAACUUCAGGGAUCCUGGGGUAAACGUGAUAUGCCAGCCGCACUCCUUGAAGAGCUAGAAAAGCGAGCCGAUUGGUCCAGUCUCCAGAGGAUGAGAGCAAGACAAUAUCAACCCAUCUGGCCUAAUGAGGAAAUAUUAGGCCUACUUUGCAUACUUUAGCAGCUACUCAUCACCGUUACUAAUUCAACGGCAACUGCUCCGUCAUGUAUACACAUAUGCGUGAUUAGGUUCCCACGGAUUUACUCCCCUCCUCACACCUUCCCACCACGCACAUACUCUGCACACCAGUAAUUAAUUCUCUCACCUGCCCGAAGAGAUGAAUGUUUACAUUUGUCCUUUCGUGGAAGAGACGAAAAAACGUUUUUUUGUGUGAGUUUGUGUACAGAUGAGCUUAUAGUAGUAUAUAUAUAUAUAUAUA